This is a messenger RNA of Kockovaella imperatae, 2921 nucleotides long. Its product is annotated as OPT oligopeptide transporter protein-domain-containing protein. NCBI's taxonomy places the organism in Eukaryota, Fungi, Basidiomycota, Tremellomycetes, Tremellales, Cuniculitremaceae. Bases 278 to 2704 code for a protein of 808 amino acids. Gene Ontology annotation, biological process: transmembrane transport. The record is from RefSeq and is a predicted model, not a curated record. The transcript is spliced from 7 exons. Gene Ontology annotation, molecular function: oligopeptide transmembrane transporter activity.
UCGGACAUCAUGAGCAACGAAAUCUCUUCUGCUGCUGGGCAGAAUCUAGCCUACAGCGGCGACGAAAAGGAUGAAAAGACUCUAGGCGCCUUGGGAAUCGACAAUGAGGUCGAGAUCAAGGCCGCUGACAAUGAUUACUCUCAUCUGGACGGGACCGAAGAGGUCGCUGUCAUGGAGUGAGUGAUAUGGCUUGCCUGCCAAGAUUUGUAAUGACGGUCACAGUGAUCUCCAGCUGUCCUCCGAAGAGAUUGAGGAUCUCGAAGAGAAGCUCAACUCGAUGACCUUGGAAAGGACCAUCAAAAUCAUUCGACAGGUUCGAGAGAUCCACAAGUAUGAUCAGAACUUUCCUGGAGCCGCUCUUGAGAAGAUCAAUCAGUUCCUCGACGAUCCUACAGCUCUGGACGGAGGUAAACACAGCGAUCUCAUUCGAGAAAUGAAAAUCGAAGCCAUCUUGUCGACCGAAAACUCGCCUUAUACUGAGGUUCGAGCCAAUGUUGACCCUACCGAUGAUCCUGAUAUGCCAUCUUUGACUUUCCGAGUUUGGGUCAUGGGUAUCAUCUUUGCCGGUGCCGGAUCAUUCAUCGAUACGUUCUUCAACGUACGACAGCCUCCUGUCAUCGUCGGAGCAAACAUCGCCCAAUUAUUGGCAUACCCCAUCGGUAAAUUCAUGGCACAAUCCUUACCCACCAAGAAGUUUAACUUCUUCGGCCGUGAAUGCAGCUUGAACCCUGGCAAAUUCAGCAAGAAGGAGCAUAUGCUCAUCACCAUCAUGGCGUCCGUCUCCUUCUCCGCCCCGUACACCAACUAUAUCGUACCGGUCCAAGCCCUCGACAUCUUCUUCGGCCAGCACUACGCCUACAGUUUUGGUUACCAGAUCCUCAAUACGAUCGGUACCAACUUUGUGGGGUAUGGUCUCGCCGGGUUGACUCGACGAUUCUUAGUCUACCCCGCUGCUGCCGUUUGGCCAUCAUCCCUCGUCACCAUCGCUUUGAACAAGGCUUUCCACACCGAAGUCAAUGAGCCUGUCCCGGGACCUUUGGGCAGGACUUGGCGCAUGUCUCGGGAGAAGUUCUUCCUGAUCGCUUUCACUGCCAUGUUCUUCUACUUCUUCUUCCCGGCGUUCAUUUGGCAGGGGCUGUCAUACUUCGACUGGCUCACGUGGAUAGCACCUGAGAACGUCAUGUUGACCGCGGUGACGGGAUCCAUUGCGGGACUAGGAUUGAACCCCGUGCCCACGUUUGAUUGGAAUCUAUUCAACAUCUGGUUCACACCUCUUACUAUCCCCACAUUCUCCGUUAUGAACCAGUUCGCGGGCAUGAUCGUCUCCUUCUUUGUCGUUCUCGGUGUUUGGAUGACCAAUAAGUGGAACACUGGAUACCUGCCCAUCAACAGUAACCACACGUUUAACAACAAAGCAGGCCGAUAUGCCGUCGCCAAGAUUCUCGAUGAAGAGGGACGAUUUGUCGAUUCCAAGUACCAGGAAUACUCUCAACCUUGGAUGUCGGCCGGAUAUGUCAUUUCCUUCCUGUUCUACUUUGCCAUGUAUUCCGCCACUGUCUCGUAUGUGGCUCUGUACCAUCGUCACGACAUUAUGAUUGGAGCCAAGAAUAUGUGGCACAGUGCGAGACGAGCGAUCAAACGUGAACGAGUCGAAGAGGACGAGGAUGAUCUCUCGCAAGAUAUCCAUCAACGAUUGAUGAAGCGAUACAAGGAAGUUCCAGAAUGGCACUACUUCAUCGUCCUCUGUGUGGCGGCCGCAAUCGGAAUGAUUGGGGUUGGUGUUUAUCCCACCAACACAUCCCCAGUGGUCGUCGUAUUUGGAAUCUUGAUGCCUCUGAUCGCAAUGGUUCCUAUUGGUCUUGUACAAGCAGUGACGGGCAUUCAGGUCGGUCUGAACGUAUUGGCCGAGUUCAUUGGAGGCUCCUUCGUCCAAGGAAACGCUGUGGGACUCAUGUACUUCAAGACAUAUGGGUAUAUCAGCACGUACCAAGCGUUGUUGUUCAGUAACGACUUGAAACUGGCUCAUUACCUCAAGAUUCCACCCAGACAUACCUUUGCGUGCCAGAUGGUAGCGACACUGAUCAAUUGCUUCAUCUCUACCGCCUUGCUCAACUUUCAAAUGUCAUUCAAGGGCAUUUGCACAGCCGAUGCGCAAUUCAGCUUCACUUGCCCUGGACAGAAUACCUUCUUCACCAGCGCAGUCUUUUGGGGAACGCUCUCGCCAAAGAGGUUAUUUGGUGCUGGCAAAAGGUAUAAUUUGAUGCUCCUUGGAUUCCCUAUCGGUGCUGUACUGCCUGUGAUCCAUUUCUACCUCAGAAAGAAGUACCCCAAAUCCGAGUUCCUUAGACAAGUCCACCCAGUCAUGCUCAUGGCGGGACCUGCUAUCUGGGGACCACCCUACAACCUUUCGUACUUCUGGCCAAACGUCCCUGUCGUCUGGUUCUCUUGGCAAUUCCUCCGAAAGCACUAUAAUGGAUUCUGGCGAAAAUACAACUUCGUCCUUGCGGCUGCUUUCCCUGCCGGAAUCGCCAUCUCCGCCGUCGUCAUCUUCUUCGCCCUUGAGAUUCCUAACGGCGGCUUGGCCAUCGAUUGGUGGGGCAAUGCCGUCGUUGGAUCUGGCUGCGAAGGCGGCGGAUGUCCUUACCUGGAACUCCCGGAACAGGGUUACUUCGGACCUGCACCGGGAACCAACUCGUUCACCUAAGGUGGCGCCAAAGUGGCCCACAGAUGUUCAAUCGGGUAUGUGUCCAUAGCGAUUUGUAGCGACGUCGUCUUGAUACAUGUAUGCUUGAGCAGUCAAGGGUGCAAGGGCGAAUCUGGUGCGGAUGGAUGUAAUUCAGUCUGAUGUGCAAGCCCACGAAUGACGGGUCACACCGAGAUCCUUUAAAGAGGGAAGAAAUCUGCCCAUGAAUUUGAUCUGU